AUUUAAUUUGUGUUAAUCUGGGGUCAUGUUUUCAUCCCAGGCCACUUAGGUUUCGGAAGCGGAUCGGAGCAGGCUAGGGAUGGCGGCAACUCCGGCGGCAGCCGGAAGCCACCGGAGCCCUCCGCCGAAAGCCGCCGAGAGAUCCCUUCCGGUUGCAAACGUGGGGCGGAUAAUGAAGAAGGCCCUCCCUCCCAAUGCAAAAAUCGGCAAGGACACGAAGGACGUUGUCCGGGAAUGCGCCUCCGAGUUCCUCUGCUUCAUCACCAGCGAAGCAAGUGAAAAAUGCCAAAUGGAGAAAAGGAAGACAAUCACCGGAGAGGAUUUGAUAUGGGCAAUGGACAUCUUAGGAUUUGAUGACUACGUUGACCCACUCAAAGCCUAUUUGACCAAAUACAGAGAGGUAAACUCAUCUCUUUGAACUACUUUUCUUAUCAGGCUAAAUUUCUUUUAUGAUAGAAUCUCAAGUCUUAUUUUUUUUUUAAAAAAAAAAACAUGUUUGGCAUUAUUUUGCGGCAGUCUAGGGAAAUUAGACUGAGAUGAUUUGGACAGGGAUAAAAUCUGCGUACACACUCUGUGGGAUUUUUACUCGUCUGUUUUUGUUCAUAAUAGCCUAACUCACUCCUUGAUAUAAUAUGUGUGCAUGUUACUUCUGGCUGGUGCCCUUUAAUCAACCUAAUGCAUAGUUUGAGGUACAUCUUCCACUCCAUCAUAUAAUUGCUCUAUAAUAAUUUCCAUAAUAUGCAAUGUAUUAAGGUAGAUUCACUUUUUGUGUUGGAAGCAUUUUCAGGGAGAUAGCAAGGGAUCUAAUAGAGGAUGACAGGAAAAACAUAAAAUAUGAAGUUCAGUACCCGGAAAGAAAUACAGUAUCUGACCAGAUGCACCAGUAAGAACUCAUUCAUCAAUCCAUUUUAGGAAGCCUUAGCUUGGAACAACAGCAUUUGGGUGUUUUCUGGAGCAUAUGGGCCCCUUUCUCCAGCUUCUGUUUUUUAUUUUUUUAAAAAACAGAUUUAUGUACC
Messenger RNA from Cuscuta campestris, 1016 nucleotides. Lineage: Eukaryota; Viridiplantae; Streptophyta; Magnoliopsida; Solanales; Convolvulaceae. The record is from the annotation of a GenBank genome assembly.